Molecule: messenger RNA, 9954 nt
Organism: Penaeus indicus
Lineage: Eukaryota; Metazoa; Arthropoda; Malacostraca; Decapoda; Penaeidae
Product: teneurin-m-like
Exons: 8
Biological process (GO): motor neuron axon guidance
Source: RefSeq, a predicted model, not a curated record
GGCCCUAGGCUACGAAUCAACCAUCCAACUGCAGCUGACGCCUUCUGUGAUCCCCGAAACACUGCGCAGGAUAUACCUCAGGAUUACCAUCGAGGGCAUCCUGUUCGAAAAGACCUUUGAGGCGGAUCCUGAUAUUAAGUUUACCUACGCGUGGAACAGACUCAAUGUAUACAGGCAACGUGUUUACGGCGUGACCUGGGCGGUGGUCAAGGUCGGCUUCGCUUACAGCAACUGCGACCAGGUCAUCUGGGACGCGCAGACAACCCAGGUCUCGGGUCAUGACAUGAGUAUCUCAGACAUCGGCGGCUGGGACCUGUCCAUCCACCACAGAUACAAUUUCCAUGAAGGAAUCCUGCAGAAGGGCGACGGGCGCAACAUCCACCUGAAACAGAAGCCACGAGUCCUGAUGACACUGAUGGGCGAUGGGCACCAGAGGGAGGUGUCAUGCAGGUCAUGCGACGGCCCGGCUGACAAGCAGAGGCUCCUGACGUCAGCUGCCCUCGCCCCAGGCCCUGACGGCUCGCUGUACAUCGCUGACUUCAACCUCAUCCGCAGAGUCAUGCCUGACAACACCGUCAAGACCGUUGUGAGGCUGAACGAGACGCGCGUGUCCUACCGCUACCACAUGGCCGUGAGCCCUGUGACGGGCGAGGUCUACAUCAGCGACCACGAGGCGCAUCUCAUCCUGAAGGUGCGCGACCCCGACGACUUCUCGCGGCCCGAGGACAACUACAUGCCGUACGUGGGGUCCGGCGAGCGCUGCUUCCCCGGCGACGAGGUGGGCUGCGGCGACGGCUCGCUGGCGCGCGACGCCAAGCUGCAAUACCCGAAGGGCAUGGCGGUGUCCUUGGACGACGUGCUCUACUUCGCCGACGGCACCAACGUGCGCGCGGUGGACGCCGACGGCAUCAUCAACACCGUGAUCGGCACGCACCGCCACCGCGCGCACUGGCGGCCGCUGCCGUGCGAGGGCACCGUGCCCGUGUCGGAGGUGAGCCUGCGCUGGCCCACGGCGCUGGCCGUCAGUCCGCUCGACGACUCGCUCUACGUGCUCGACGACCACCACGUGCUGCGCCUCACGCGCGACGGCCAGAUCAAGGUGGUGGCGGGGCGGCCGCUGCACUGUCCUCCGCUCAGCCACGACGCGCCGUCGGACCUGGCGGCGCACACCACGCUGCGCUCGCCGCAGAGCCUGGCCUUCGCGCCCAACGGCGACCUGUACAUCGCCGAGAGCGACAACGAGCGCAUCAACCGUGUGCGCGUGAUCGAGACGGACGAGCGCAUCCACGACUUCGCCGGCGCCGAUUCCAAGUGUAACUGCCAGGAGGAGGCGUGCCCGUGCUACGACGAGUCGCACGUGCUGGCAGCGACGGCCGUGUUCUCGACCAUCUCGGCGCUGGCCGUGACGCCCGACGGCGUGGUGCACGUGCUGGACCAGGGCAACCUGCGCAUCCGCUCCGUCACGUCGUCCAUCCCCGAGCCCAACGCCGAGCGCCUCUACGAGAUCUACUCGCCGGAGACGCAGGAGGUGUACGUGUUCAACCGCUUCGGCCACCACACGGCCACGCACAGCAUCCCCACGCGCCGCACCAUCUACUCGUUCGCCUACAACGUCAACACGAGCAACGGCAAGCUGUCCACCGUGACGGACGCCGGCGGCAACCGCGUGUCGUUCCUGCGCGACUACACGGGCCACGUGUCCAUGGUGGAGAACUCGCGCCAGCAGAAGUGCCGCCUGCAGAUGUCGCGCUCGCGCUUCCUCGAGUUCUUCGUCACGCCCGACGAGCACAACGUCACGCUCACCUACCACGGCGCCUACGGCCUCCUGCGCUCGCGCAUGGACUCCACGGGCCGCGCGCACGUCUACACCUACGACACCUACGGCCGCCUGACCCGUGCCGUCACACCCUCCGGCCAGGUCAUCGAUCUGGCCUUUGACCUGAGCCAGAAGGGCGCGCGCGUCACGCUGACCCGCGACGGGACGGCGCCGAUCACCAUGCUUAUCAAGGGCGCCCUCGUCACGGAGACCAUCGGUUCUGCCUCGAGCGUGACGGCGCAGCUUCCCGACGGCUCCGUCGUGACGCGCACCGCCUGGGGGCACCACAUUGCCACCGAGACCGUGCCCUACACCCUCCUGCAGGACCACACGCUCGCGCACUCCUACCCCGUCUCUGGCAGGCAGCGCACUGAGAUCGGCAAUGAGCUCGUCAACAGCUUCGACUGGAAAUACUUCGUGGAGGCUGGAGAUCGCCAGGGACCCGUGACGCAGGUGGGCCGCAAGAUGAGGGUGAACGGCGAGGAUCUGCUGACCUUCAAGUACGACCUGUACACCGGCACGGAGGCUGUUCUAAACGAGGUCGGGGCCACGCUGCUCAACGUGACCUAUGACCCUCUCGGCCGCCCGCUCAAGUGGACGCCCGCGCAGCCCUUCCUGCCGGUGCAGCUCAAGUACAACCGCUUCGGCCAGCUGGAGGAGUGGACUUGGGGCGACAUGAGGGAGCAGUACUCCUACGACCGCGCCGGCAGGUACGAGGGCGUCACCUACGCCGACGGCACGCGGAUCAUGUACUCCUUCAAGGACCUGUCCAGCGUCAAGCCGUACAAGGUGAGCGUGGCGUCGGGCAGCGAGCACCUUCUGGAGCACGACGAGGGCGGCGCCCUGUCGGCCGUGACGACGCCGCGCGGCCACAAGUACACCUUCCACGUGCAGCCUUCGCUGCUGCACAACCGCUUCAGCUUCACGCCGCCCGGCUCGCCUCGCCACCCGUACCAGCUCUUCUACAGCGACGACGGCAAGAUCCUGGCGGAGGUGCUGCCCCACCAGGCGAGCCGCGUCAUCUACCACCACGACAACACCGGCCGCCUGCACCUGCAGAUCUUCGGCGACGGCUCCGUGGAGUACGGCUACCACCCCGAGACCGGCCUCAUCCGGACCGUGUCGGUGCGCGAGCGCGGCUUCGAGCUGCGCAGCGACAACAGGUACCACGGCGGCCUCGUCAAGGAGCAGCGGAUCCGCUACGGCUCGACGGCCGUCCUCGACUCGGCCAAGCUGCGGUUCCUGUACGACGGCAACGCUCGCCCGCGCCGCGUCGAGGUCGAGAUCAACGGCAAGGAGCAGCCGGACUACGACAUGAAGUACAACAUCAUCCUGGGCACCCUGGACAGCGUGGGCGACAUGAAGGUCACGUCGUCGUACCACAACAAGACCGUCAUCCAGGACGUGCGCAAGAUCAUGCUGCGCGUCACGGAGUUCGACCCGCACGGCCGCGUCGUCGAAUCGGCGCUCACCGUGCGCAGCCGCCUCGUCUACCGCAACCGCUACGGCUACGACACGCGCGGCCGCCUCGCCACCAUGUCCACGUGGCGCGGCCCGGGCACGGACGAGAAGCGCACCAACUACACCUACACUCCCGACGGCUUCCUGCAGGCCGUGGACGGCGCCGACUCGUGGCAGUUCCGCUACGACGCCAACGGCAACAUGAUCGCCGUGGUGGAGGGCGGCCGCGAGAUGACGGCCACGUACGACGGCGCGGACCGCCUGGUCGGCUGGGGCGACGUGGAGCUCAACACGUACUCGCCCGGAGGCGCCGUCGUGCGCCAGGGCGAGGUCCACCUCAGCUACAGCGCCAGGGGGAACCUCAAGUCCGCCUGGCAGCAAGGCCAGUACAAGGUGUGGUGCAGGCACGACCACCACGGACGCCUGGCGGUGUGGGAGGACGACCACGGCAAUGUGACGCAGUUCUUCUACGCCGACCUGCGCCGCCCCGACCUCCCGACGCACAUCCACUACCCGAAACGCGGUGUGACACAUGCGCUAGAGUACGAUGAGCGCGGCCACCUCAUGGCCAUCCACACGGGCAAGCGGCGCCUGUGGAUCGCCACGGACCACCUGGGCUCGCCCGUGGCCGUGUUUGACGACUCAGGCGUUCUGGUCAAGGAGGUCGUGAGGUCUCCGUGGGGCGCCACGCUCACCGACUCCCGCCCCGACCUCCUCCUGCACGUGGACUUCCAGGGAGGCCUUCGGGAUCCCGUCACGGGAUUCAUCGUCUUCGGCCUCCAUACGUACGACCCCGUGCAUGCCAUGUGGAUGGCUCCGAGGUACGACCUGGUCACCAGCGCCCCCGACCACGUUGGGGCCGUCUACGUGCACCGCUUCCACGACAACGACCCCGUCAACCCGAUCAACCGACACCCCAACCACUACACAGACCUGAACAGCUGGCUGAAGCUGUACGGCGUGGACCUGUCGCGCAUGCUCGGCUCCAGCUACCACGACGAGACGGUGGAGCGGCAGGAGGGAGGCCUCCUCCAGGCCCGCCAGCUGGCUCCUUCCCUCCGCGUGAUUUCCGGCCUCUCUUGCUCCACGGAAGGCGUCCUUCGGCAGUUCUCGCAGCCGUCUCUGCUGCCGGAGUCCCUGAUUCGGUCUGACGCCCCUGCCUGGGCGAUCCCCGGCUGGGACGCCCUCGGCCGCUUCAUGUCGUCGCCGCCCAUGCUGGGUCCGGGCGUGAUGGUGUCCCGCGUGGAGGGGCGCGCCGUGGUCACGCUGGUGCCGUCCAGGGAGAACUCGGUGGUGCAGGACGUGGCGCGCGACGUCCUCAACGGCUCGGCGCUGCUCGACGUCACCCUCACGCACCACCGCCACCACACGCUCUACCUCGUCAAGGAGAACGCCGCCCUGCGCCAGGAUGACCUGCAGCAGCUGCAGCGCCUCAGCGGCCGCUUCAACGUGACGUCGCGGGACGAGGGCGAGCACCACGAGAUCCGUGUCGUCGGCAACGACGUGUCGCUCGUCCUCAUGUACGGCACGGACGCCCCCAACGCCCGCCACCGCCUGCUGCGCCACGCCCACCGCCACGCCGUGACGCGUGCGUGGGAGAUGGAGCGGCUGCUGGCGGAGCGCGGCUCGCCCACGCGCCACGAGUGGUCGGUGGAGGAGCGCGGCGAGCUGGUGAGCAAGGGCAGCGUGAGCGGCUACAUCGCGGCCGACAUCCACUCCAUCCACCGCUUCCCUCUGCUCGCCGACGACCCCACCAACGUGGUGUUCCGGCGCGACACGGGGCGGCGGCGCCGUCGCAGCCGUGACGCGCCGCACUCGUGAUCCCCGGGUGGGGGCGCGGCCCUUGUACAUACCGCUGUAUAGUGUAGCGCUGUGAACCUGUACACACUGUACAAACAGGGUAUUCUCACACAUUGUACACAUCUCUCCGAGCCGGAGACUAAUCCUCACAUGUGAUAGAGGCGAACUGUGUGGCGCAGGUGGUGGCGGCGGCGGCGGCGGCGGCGACCGGCGCUGCUGGGGUGUGAGGCUGUGACGGGGGGAGGGGGGAGGGGACGUAGGUAUGUGUAUAGCGAGCGCAGACGGCGGAGAGAUCGGCUCUGCGUCACACCCCAGGAGCACAGCGUUGCCGGCCGUUGUAUAUAACGUAUGCCCGGCGGGGCCUCGACUCCGCCGGGGUAGUCAAAGGUUCUGCAGUGGUAUAUAAUUUUGCUGCUUAACAUUCCAUCGUGAAUUAUGUACUCUUAUGGACUGACGAGUGUGCAGAGUUGGUGUGGUGCAAAGAGAGACGGCAAGACAUAUAUAUUUUGUACGUUUUUGUUACAAACAUGUCCAUUAUUUAGAGAUACUUAAUGCCAAUUUCUAUUUGAAUGUGUCCCGUGUCCUAGCGAGAUGUCUUAAAGGGAUCAGUCCAGGGCUCAGACUCCAAUCAUAUUAUCUUGUAUAUAUUUAUAAGAGACGCAUAUGAUGUUAGAGAGAGAAAGAGAGAGAGAGAGAGAAAGAGAGAAUGAAAGAGAGAAAGAGAAAAGUAGAUGUAAGAAUUCAAAUAUGACGACGAGUUGUCAUCCUCACCCUCCCAGACUGACAAGCAAAGUUCGCUUGCUAAUGCAUCAACUCAUGAAUUUUAUUAUGCAACAAACAAGUAAAUAAAUAAAAGGAUAGAUUGGUCUCUACGCCCCUGAUGACGUCACGAGCCCUCACCUCCUUAUUUGUUCUGUAGAAAGUCUUAGAGACUAUUUUUGUGACAGGUUGAACCGAGUACGAGGCCAAAGAGGAGGACUAGGAGAUCGACUAAAGCUCAUUUUCCCCAUCGGAACUUCAGGAAAUUGAGCUUUAGUGAUUGAUAUUAUUGGACGAGAGAGAAAAAAAAACGAAAGAAAAAGAGAAAGAAAAUAAUAAUAAUAACACUGGCUGGUCGCACUCGAACCGAAGUCACUCUUCAGAAACAUUUACGCCUGAAAACUGCAAUAAUUAAGCGAAUAUCCCGGUCCAGAUAACGUGGUGUUUCCUCUCUGUGUUCUCUGGUCCACUUAUACGACGUGUAGAUGGCAAUAUUAGUAAUUGGUUGUUUGGCAGUUUGGUCUGGAAGUCGUACCCGCUGGCGGUCGAGGGGGCGUGGCGAGCUCUUGUGUGGGCGGGGCAUUCAGAGCUUCUUCUUCACUCCCUUUUGCACGGUGAUGGGCUGUGCAACGUUGCUACGAUGCAAGAAAGAGAGAGUAUGAGCUGCCAUUCAAGUUAGAUAAGCUUUGUUUCGCAAGAAUUUAAACGCAGCGAGAAAACGCCAUUCGCAAAUUAUUUCUUCUUCCAGAUUUCAUUUCCUCGUUCAUUAUCAACGAUAGAUGAAUCAUCGAAAGAGGCAUUCCUUAAGACACCUUGUCUGCGAGAAAAGAAAAAUAAAUAAAUAAAUAAAGGGAAAAAACAACUCAAGAGCUCGCCAUUUUUCCUCGACUGAGAGUGUGUAUAAACUCCUCUAGUUUACAGUCACAAUAUUGGUGCUUUUUUUCCUAGUUUAGUCUCGUCCCGACACCGUAUGUGAUAAAACGUUGCGGGAAAGAAGAAAGAAAAGAAAAAAAAAUAAUAACAUAAUUAAUUAUUUGAAUUUAUACUCUUUUUUUUUUCUUUGAAUUUCGGUUGGUGCUUUUAUUUAUUUACGUUUUUUUUUUUUUUUUCAAAGAUAUAUAUAUAUAUAUAUGUAUAUGUAUAAUUUCGUAGCUGUGACUCCGAGCGGCAGGACGUUGAAAGACUGCAGCUAUUUUCCCUUCUCCUUUCAUUUGCACAUUUAGGAAAGCUUGGCGCAACCAACAUAUCAACAUCACUUGUAGAAUAGACUGUAUGUUAAUGUGCCAUAGAAUUUACAUUGGUUGCUUGUGCCAAGAGAUUUUUAGCGUUGGGGUAUGUUUUGUACAGGCAAGACAAACAAACAAAAAAAAAAGAAAUGAGUGUUUUAGAUUAGUUCGAAGAUGUGAAUGACAUUACACAUUACUAUAUAUAUGAAUAUAUAUAGAUAUAUAUAAAUACAUAAUUCACGUGCCCUCCCAUCUACCUGCGAUACCUUUACUUACAAAAAAAAAACAAAAGAAAAUCGAGUAAAAUGAAGUUUAGCGAAGUCUCUAUUUCUAUCUACAUGACAUUGAGGUUUGUAUACAUAAAUAAAAUAAUCAAGGCGACAUAUACCCCGAGUGGAACCCCGUUAUAGCGUCCUGGGGGAAGUCCGUGUCCAAAAACCCCGGGAAUUAAAAAAGAAAGAAAGAAAACAAAAGAGAGAGAGAAGAAAAAAAAAAUGUAAAGGACUUCGAUACAAUUUUUGUUUUCGGCGGAAAUCGAGGGAAAAGUGAAAACGUAGAAUUUUUUUUUCUUUCUUUUUAGUCACUGUCUGUGGUGUCGUUAAGUGUAUCGGAUUUUCUGUUACCGAGUGAAAUAUUGUAUAUGACCGUAUGUACAGUGUAUAUAUAUGUGUGUAUGUAUGUAUGUAUGUAUACACACAUACGAUCAGUAAAUCAUGUGAUUAAUUUAGGAAUAUUGUGAUCAUUAACUACUAUAAUCCUGUAAAAAAAGAGAAUUUUUUUCUCUUCUUUUAGAAUUCGCUGACUCUGCCGUGAAGUCAAACCAUUCGGACUGCGAAGCUAUCGGGAUCUCUGUCUCGGACUCUCUCGUUGGUCGUCCUUCAAGGAAAAUCGAUUUUCAUUUCACGAUUCCUUCCCUUUUUCCCUCCUCCCCCUUCCCUCAGUCCCUUUCUUUUCUUCCUUCCUUCCUUCCUUCCUUCUCUCUCUCCCUUCUCUCAGUCCCUUUCUUUUCUUUUCUUUUUCCUUCUCUUUCUCCCUUCCUUCGCUCUCCCCCUUCCUUCUUUCGUUCGUUCCUUCCUUCCUUCCUUCCUUCCUUCCUUCCUUCUUUCCUUCCUUCUUUCCUUCCUUCUUUCCUUCCUUCUUUCCUUCCUCCCCCCUUCCCUCCUUCCCUCCCUCUCCUCUCAUUAUUCUUCUAUUAUAUUUCUCUUAUUUCCAUAUAUUACGCACUCCUCAUUCUAACUUUUGACAAAAAAAUCUUAAGAGAUGAUAACGAUUGAAGGAAGAAAAUAACCUUGCAAAAUCGCAAAAUUCGUCUUCUUUUUUAUUCUAUUUUUUUUUUUUUUUCUGAAGAUAUAAUAAACGAGAAUGAUGAAAUGUCAAAAGGCUCGCAAAAGUUCGUGCUUUUCCCCCCUCCCCGCUCCCUCCCUCCUCCCUCCUCCCUCCUCCCUCCUCCCUCCACCCCUCCUCCUCCUUCCUCCUUCCUCCCUCCACCCCUCCUCCUCCCUCCUCCCAUAAACGACCCAUUUAAAAGCCGCCUUCUUUCAUAACUAUCGUAAUAAAGAUAAGAAUCUUUGGCCAUGUUCUUUGGCCAUAAUUUUUUCUUUUCUUUUCUUUUUUAUGGUAAAGAAUCUGCUACAGCAGGAAUACGACACGUAACUUGCCAGUGUACGAUAAUGCUUGACUGCAACUCUCAAAGAAAAAAAAAACAAUUAUCAACUUGCAUUCUGAUUUUCCCUCCUUUUUCCCUUCACUUAAAUCGCGAAUUCCGUCGCUGUGUGUACAUAUUAUCUGUCACAUUGUAAUAACAUGGGUAACGGUUAUAUUAGCGAAAUGAAAAGUGACAUGUAGUUCUCAUGUUGCAGCCCGGUACUGUACAAGAAAAUAAUAAAAAAAAUAAUCUUGCUUUUGUAUACACCGCGCGGCAUCUUAUCGUACCAGCAGCAAGGCCAUUUGUACAUGCAUUGCAAGGCAUUAUUUCUGGACCUUGUCACAAUAAGAAGAAAAAAAAUAGAAGGUAAUAAAAAGUUAAUAUCUCUAAAUUUUUAAACAUGGUAAAUCAAGCAGUCCCACUUCGAUUAAAAAAAAAAUGAUAAUAAUAAUAAUAAUAAAUUUUAAAAACCAUGACAUGUCGCUGCUUGACCCAAACACUAAAAUCGUAAAAAAAAAAAAAAAAAAAAAAUAUGACGAGCUAAAUUUUUUUUUUCUUCCCAAAUUUUGACAAGGGUUCUUGAUACACAUCCCUCGGACACGUUUGUCGUGCAAGCGUGUACAGGGAACACUCUCCAGAUUUCCAAGACUUUCCAUGUAAUACCAGAUUCUAUGGCCUCAUGUCAGAUUUCCUCUAUAGACAUUUUUCAGACUCAGUCGUCCAGAACUUAGAGAUAUUUAGAUAGUUUUAGUAUUAUACAGCAACAAAAAAUAACCAAUGUUUAUUUUAUGAAGGAGAGGUAGAUAGUUGCACAGGAAUUCUUCACGAGAAGAUGAUUAUGUUUUAUAAAUACAGUAAUCAUGUGAAUUUUAGUCCAAGGAUUUUCAGCUAUGAUGUUAUUUUCCCCGUAUCCUUGAAGUCAUAUAUUUUGUGGGAUUUUUUAAACUGCAAUAUUUAGAUAUUUUACAUAAUAUAGGGAGUAUUGUGCAACAUUGGGCAUUUAUUAAUCAUUACUCAUGUAUGACAUAUAGAAGAGUGAAGACAUAAAAAAAACUAUAUAAAAAAAAAAACAAAAAAAAAUCUGUAUGUAAUUUUGGCUAACUUGUCCAGCAAUUUUGGUGUUUAACCCUAACGAAGCGUUUCAGAUACCUUUACAGGAGAGAAUUACAAGAAGAAAAAGAAAAAAGAAAGAUGCAUUGCGUCUUCUUGCUUUCAGUACGUCACCUAUACUUUAAAAAAAAGAACAA